CGCCGAGCGGCUCCAGUACCCGCCGCGCCGCGGGCUGGUGGGCUCCCCGGCGGCUCUGUUGCUGGGAAAUGACCCUGCCCGGGGGCCCGACGGGCAUGGCGCGACCGGGAGGCGCGGGGCCCUGCAGCCCCGGGCUGGAGCGGGCCCCGCGCCGGAGUGUCGGGGAGCUGCGCCUGCUUUUCGAGGCGCGCUGCGCCGCGGUCGCUGCCGCCGCCGCCGCAGGGGAGCCCCGGGCCCGCGGGGCCAAGCGGCGGGGGGGACAGAUCCCCAACGGGCUUCCGCGGGCUCCCCCUGCCCCGGUGAUCCCGCAGCUGACUGUGACGGCCGAGGAGCCGGACGUGCCCCCGGCCAGCCCCGGGCCGCCCAAGCCGGAGGGUGGCUGGCUCCCGGCCGUGGGCUCGUCGCACCUGCAGCAGCCGCGCCGCCUCUCCACCUCGUCGCUCUCCUCCACUGGCUCCUCGUCGCUGCCCGAGGACUCGGAGGACGAUCUUCUGAGCGACAGCGAGAGCCGGAGCCGCGGCAACGUGCAGCUGGAAACGAGCGAGGACGUGGGUCAGAAAAGCCACUGGCAGAAGAUCCGGACCAUGGUGAAUCUGCCCGUCAUGAGCCCUUUCAAGAAGCGCUACGCCUGGGUGCAGCUGGCGGGGCACACGGGGAGUUUCAAGGCGGCGGGCACCAGCGGGCUGAUUCUGAAGCGUAGCUCAGAGCCCGAGCGCUACUGCCUGGCACGGCUCAUGGCGGACGCGCUGCGCGGCUGCGUGCCCGCCUUCCACGGCGUGGUGGAGCGCGAUGGCGAGAGCUACCUGCAGUUGCAGGACCUGCUCGACGGCUUCGAUGGGCCCUGCGUACUUGACUGCAAGAUGGGCGUCAGGACUUACCUGGAAGAGGAGCUGACCAAAGCCCGCGAGCGGCCCAAGCUGCGGAAGGACAUGUACAAGAAGAUGCUGGCCGUAGACCCUGCAGCACCCACCGAGGAGGAGCACGCGCAGCGCGCGGUCACUAAGCCGCGCUACAUGCAGUGGCGAGAAGGCAUCAGCUCCAGUACCACGCUCGGCUUCCGCAUCGAGGGCCUUAAGAAAGCCGACGGCUCCUGCAGCACAGACUUCAAGACCACGCGAAGCCGGGAGCAGGUGAUUCGCGUCUUCGAGGAGUUUGUGCAAGGGGAUGCCGAAGUGCUGAGGAGGUAUCUGAACCGCCUGCAGCAGAUCCGGGACACACUGGAGGUCUCUGAGUUCUUUAGGAAGCACGAGGUGAUCGGCAGCUCGCUCCUCUUCGUGCAUGAUCACUGCCACCGCGCCGGCGUAUGGCUCAUCGACUUCGGCAAGACCACGCCCCUCCCCGACGGCCAGACCCUGGACCACCGGCGGCCCUGGGAGGAGGGCAACCGAGAGGACGGCUACUUGCUGGGGCUGGACAAUCUCAUUGGCAUCCUUGCCAGCCUGGCUGAGAGAUGAGGCUGGGCCCCUGUCUCCGCGGACCGGAGGGUCUGACAGAAGGACCUGCGCCUGCAUCCCCGCCAUGCAUGCAGGCAGAGACUGAAACCCCGCGGUGCGGGGCGGUUCAUACGGUCCUAUAGGGCCAGGUGCCGACCACUACGGGACACACUGCACGCGCAGGGCCUGGGCCCCAUAAAAGCCCCAGUGUUCCCAGAGCCGAUGACACUAAUUUACCGGGCGAGGGAGUAGAAGUGGGAUGAGUGGCUUCUUCUUCAGCCCAGCUCUUCUGAGGGGGCUCCAUACCUCUCCAGAGAAGCCAGAUAAUGAACUUUAUUUCACAGGUACUAGAUCUAUUGGUCUGACCUCCCACACUACAAUGGACUCCCUUUCCCAAUAAAACUCAA
Messenger RNA from Eubalaena glacialis (North Atlantic right whale), 1840 nucleotides. It is a transcript of the gene ITPKA, whose product is annotated as inositol-trisphosphate 3-kinase A. Gene Ontology annotation, biological process: inositol phosphate biosynthetic process. Gene Ontology annotation, molecular function: inositol tetrakisphosphate kinase activity; inositol-1,4,5-trisphosphate 3-kinase activity. Gene Ontology annotation, cellular component: nucleus; cytoplasm. The transcript has 7 exons. The record is from RefSeq and is a predicted model, not a curated record. Bases 69 to 1454 code for a protein of 461 amino acids. Lineage: Eukaryota; Metazoa; Chordata; Mammalia; Artiodactyla; Balaenidae.